GGUCUCCACCGCUUAUCCAGCUGCCUUCCCAAGACAUUUUUGGCUUCUGGCAUUAAAGCCACUUCAGGAUGUUUGGAGCUGAACAGGGAGGAGAAUCCCGGAGAGAAAGGCAGCCUUAACUCCUUCCUGGCGUGCGAAAACAAAGAUGGUUUGCACGUGGUUUGCACGCUUGGAAAUUCAAAUGUAGCGUGUCAGAGACGGUUGCGGGGUUUUUUUUUAUUGUGGUUUGCGAGAUAGGAAGUGUGCGAGGGGAGCUCGGCGCAGUCGCGCAGUCUUCGCACUCAGCAGUGCUACACAGAGGGUAUGCAGGCCGUCUUCCACUUCCAACCGUUCAUUUAGGGACUGUUCGAAGUUGCAAGGGCACUGAAAAAGGUGACUUAGGACUGUUUUUCACACCGCCCCUGCAGACGCUGGGCAACGGGCUCACGUUGUAGAAAGGCGAGGCUUCUUCCCGCCGCAGGAUGAAGGGGGCGGCCAGACCGUGGACUGCGGUGGCCAAACCGGGGAGCCACGGAACCGAACGAGGAAAAGCAUUGCCUGCCGCCGCGAGUGGAAUGAGGCCCUCCAAGUCUUCCACCUCGCUGGCCUUCGAUUCCCGGCUUAGCAAGCUGAAGAGAGCCAGCAGUGAAGACAUGUUGUCCAAGCCGGGAGUUGUCACCACCUCCGGAGGCUCCAGGCUGAAGAAGACCAUCACCGCAGGGGCCAUCGCGGAGCUGGCUGAGAACCGCCUGAGACCCAGCACAGGUCCACCCCCGUCCUCCAAGCGCACGGGCAUCCCUGCGCCGCGGGAGCUGCCGAGCGCCGUCGGCCGAGAGAAGGCGGUCCUGAGGCCCAGGAAAGCUCAGCCCAGCCCCACGUCUUCCGGGGUGCCCACCCCCACCAAGCAUUCCCGCCCCUCCCUCAAGCCCAAGAAUGAGGCGGAGAUCGGCGACAAGGCGGGCCUGGCGUCCCAGGUCAAGGGGCUGCUGGCCGAGGCCAAGACGAAAGACUCGGAGAUCGCCCAACUCCGCCAGGAGCUGAAGAAACACCAAGACCUGUCUGGCUUGGUGGACCUGCCGGUGGAUGGUCUUCCAGCCGAGGUGAAGUCCCUCAUCCAGGCCCUCCAGGAGAAGAACAAGACCUUCCAGAGGGAACUUCUCAGCCUCGGCGAGGAGAACCGACUCUUGAAGGAGAAGCUGAGCCAACAGGGACAUUCGCCGCUCUCAGACACCAGCAGCAGCUUGCCUACUCCGACGACGCAGGAGUCCAGUUUUGGCAGCCCGACUCAACCGUCCCUUGGCAGCCACCCUGCCGGCGGGAGUCCGUGCCUCAACGGGCCUCCGCUGCGCAACUCGGGCUCCUCCAGCAGCGACGUGACCAAAGCCUCCUUGUCUCCGGACGCGUCGGAUUUCGAGCACAUCGUGGACGUCCCGUCCAGGCCGCCGUCCACCGGCAGCAACGUCUUCAAGAGCUCCAGAUGUUCCACCUCGGGGAGCUCGCCCAACACCGCCAGCGACCUCUCGGUGGCCUCGCUCACCGAGAGGAUCCAGCGGAUGGAGGAGAACCACCACUGCACGGCGGAGGAGCUGCAGGCCACGCUGCAGGAGCUCUCCGACCAGCAGCAGGUGGUCCAGGAGCUGACGGCGGAGAACGAGAAGCUGGCCGAAGAGAAGGCCAUGCUGGAGAGCUCCUUCUGCCAGCACCGCGAGCGAGCCGAGCAGCUGAGCCAAGAGAACGAGAAGUUGAGCGCCCUUCUGCAGGAUCGCCCGAAAACGGACGAGAGCAAAGGCAAGGUGCACGAGCUGGAGCUGAGGUGCGCCGAGCUGCAGGAGAAGGCCCAGUUUGAGCGCGAGAAGAUGCUCAACAUCCAGCAGCAGCUGACCAGCAGCUUGAGAGGCCUGGAGAGAGAACAUCAGGACGCUCAAGGGGCGCUCAAGAGCCUGGGAGAGGAGGCCAAGCGGUUGGGCGGCCUCCUGGAGACCGAGCAGCAGAACAACGCCACCUUGGCGAGGACGCUGGAAGACUGCAAGGUCCACCUGGAAGGCUUGAAGAUCGAGAGCCAGUCGCUGCGGUCCCAGCUGGACAGCGAGAAGCGGAAAGCGGCCGCCAUGGACGCCAUGGAGCAGGCAGCCGGCCGCUCGGAUGCGCACGAGCUGCUGCGAGGGAUCCGAGCCGAACGCGACCAGCUGGAACGAUCCUGCAUGGAGCUGAGGCAAGAGCUGUUGAAGGCUCAGAGCGAGGUGAAGACGCUGCAAGGGCAGCUGGCCAAGGUGGAGCAGGAAGGGGCGCAGCUGCAGGCGAGGUGCGCCGGGCAGGCGGAGGAGCUGAGCCAGACGGGGCAGGAGCUGCAGGAGAGGCGCUCGGAGGGCGAGGCGGAGCUGAGGAGCCUGAAGGAGGCGCUCUUCCAGCUGGAGGACCAGGUGGAGCAGCAGCGGGUGGUCAGGCUGCACGACCAGCAGAUCAUCGGCCAGAUGGAGGACAACCUGCUCAAAUUGGAAGACCAGAAGCUGGAUCUGGAGAGGCAACUGAAGAUGCUGAAUAAACGAAUUAAGGAGGACACGGAGGAGUGGCGCCGCUUCCAGGCCGACCUGCAGACCGCCGUGGUGGUGGCCAACGACAUCAAAUGCGAGGUGCAGCAGGAGUUGCGGGCCGUCAAACGGCGCCUCCUGGAGGAGGAGGAGAAGACUGCACGGUUGCAGAAGGAGCUGGAGGAAGUGCAAGGAGGAAGCAGCCGGUUGACCCCGGACUCGGUCACCUGUACAGAGACGGAAGCCGCCAAUCACUGGCCGGGGGUGCCGGUCACUCGCCUUUCGCCAACCCCUCCAGAAUCCUUGGCCACCGUCAAAUCCCUGAUCAAGUCUUUUGAUUUGGGAUGCUCAGGGAGCACCGGGCAAAGCGUGCCCAUCCACAAGGUCUGCCGGAGUCCACUCAGCCACAUCCCCACCCGGACAGCUCCUGCGGCUGCUGUGUCGCCCAUCCAGAGACAUUCCACUUUUACCAACCCCAAAUCGGUGGGAAAGACUUUAUCCAAACACACGGAUCUUCUGGAACUGCCUUUGGGGGAUCUGCUCAAAGGGAGGCACGAGGAGAUGAAGCCGGAUCCCUUCCUACGCAAGAGCCCCUCCCUGGAGUCACUCAGCAAGCCCCCCACUAUGACCUUUGGGGGCCGGAUGUUCACCUCCACGCCCAGCGGCUUAAAACCACCCAGCAAACUCAGUGUGGAGAGGAAGGAUCCCCUGGCUGCGCUGGCCAGGGAAUAUGGCGGCUCAAAGCGGAACGCGCUCUUGAAAUGGUGUCAGAAGAAAGCCGAGGGCUACCCGAAUAUCGACAUCACCAACUUCAGCAGCAGCUGGAGUGACGGCCUGGCCUUCUGCGCCCUCCUACACACCUACCUGCCUGCUCACAUCCCUUAUCAAGAGCUCAACAGCCAAGACAAGAAAAGAAAUCUCCUGCUUGCAUUCCAAGCGGCGGAAAGUGUUGGAAUCAAGCCCAGUUUGGAACUGAGCGAGAUUAUGUACACGGAUCGUCCGGACUGGCAAAGUGUGAUGCAAUAUGUGGCCCAGAUCUACAAAUAUUUUGAAACUUGAAGAAGAGGAGGAGGAGGAAGGAAGGAGGAGGGAGGAAGGAGAAGAAGAGGAAGAGAAGUACGAGCCACUGAAAAAAACACCGCCGAAGUAGCACACAAUCACUUUAAACGAUCCCCUUUUUCGGUUGAUUCCCGCUCGGCAAACGACGGCUCCUGCCAGAUGCCACGGCGUGUGAGGUGGUAGAGUGGGUCCCUUCUUGGCUGGAAACUUCUUGGGCCACGUGCCCAACCGUGCCAAAAAAAGAUACUCAAAGCCAAGAGCCCAACUAUGACUCACAAGGACUGGGCACCUCACCCGGUGUAAAAAUAAUUCUAGCUCGCUUUUUUCCCUCCACUAAACCAAGGUGCCCCGGUGGGUCUCUCCCAGCUGGGCCCCGUUCCCAUUUUUUUAAAAAAGAAAAUGAACAGCCCCAGAAGCUGGGAACUCUGCAGAAGCACAGGAACACCCUUGCCAGCCACACUAAAAGCAUCUGCCUGAAAGUCUCAAAGGCCACCAGCCACAUCUGGAUUGGAACCGGAUCUCGUGAACUGUUCGGAGGAGGGUCUGUUUUCAGAGGAUUGCCCCAAUCUGGAUUAACCUCUGUGCAGUUGCAUCUUUCCUGGGGGGGGGGGCUGUGAAAGUGGCAGGAGGGAGUGUCCAACCUAGGGAACAAGGGAUCACGUGGCGUGGUCUGGUGUCCCUUCCCAACUGCGACACGAACGAGCAGCCAUUCUCAAAUUCUCCUUUUCGUGCAAUUGUUGAGUGGACGGAGGGCCCCCCCCCCCCGAAAACAGGGUUUGUAGACCCCUUCAAGAAACAGGAAGAACAUGGGAGAAGAGGGGCCAGGCUCACAAGCCCUAGAGUUGCCAUGUUUUUUCACCAGCGUUCGUCGCUGCGGUUCUGCCAGGCCGAAAUUCAUUCAGCAGAGUUUGUCUUGUGCAGGCCGCUGAUGAAGAGACAGGCAAACGCUUUGCACACUCAACACCUCCCCAGCGUGCAAUUGGUAAAAAAAGCACAGGAGCAAAUUGAAAAAAAACGUCGGCGACUCCUCAAUUUGGGAUCUCUGCAAAUUAGGAACGCGAUGCCUUCUUUCUGCGCUGUCCUCCACGAGUCUUCAGCAGGAUUAACAAGAGUCUGGUUGAUUUACGACAGCGUUGCUGCCGCUGUCUGGAGUGAUUGAGAACAUCAGAGUCAGUCAAGGGACCCUCUGCCACGAUUUAAGGACGGUUUUGCAACGUCGGGACAGGAGGGUAGAUUCAAGCCCAGGCAGACGGCACCCGUGGUGACCACCACCAGCGUCUCCGAACGGGUGGAACACAGAGCUUGUCAAAUGUUGUCAAAAGUAGUACGUGGGUUGCGUGAUGUUGCCCGAACGCAAACACGUAGCGUGUCUUUGGGUUUCGGGAUCCCCGUUGUAAAAAAGAUGGCGGGAGCUUGAGAUGUAGACAUGCGGAACGCUCUGGGAAUUCCUGGUACCCACUGGGGAUGAGGUUGUCGUGAUGUGAGCAAACACUGAUGCAGGUUCCUUCCUGUCGUGCUACUGGGAUCAUUUGCAGACGGGCACGGGGGAUGCAAGCGAGGGAACUUAGCAAGCCAGCAAGGGGGUCUCAGUGAGGUCUUGUGGUCUCUCUCUCACACACAGACACACUGUUGUUAAAGGGGAAACCAUUGUUUGGAAGAUCUGCUCUGCCCACUCAUUGGUGUCCCAUUGUCUACAUGAGCUCAGUACUGUCCCGGAUGUUGACGAGGUGGAAAGAAUCGGAGGACCGGCAUGGCUGAGGUCCUCCGGGAUACACUUGGGGAAAAUUGGUUGUGUGAAACCAGAGGGCGCGACUCCCAUGGGGGUCUCUGGAUCACCACCAUCUUCCCGGGAACAAACGGCGGGCAUUGGAAAUCAGCACGCGCCGCAGAUUCCCACGGUCGAGAAGGUUAGCUCUGCGCGGGGAAGUGCUCCAGGACAUUGGGUGACGCAGGGGUGGGGUGGACGCAGGGGUCAGUGCCAGGAGGAGUGUGACCCCUUUCCCAACCUUGAAGGGGGAGGGGUCUUGUGCAGGGGUGUGACCUCCCCUCCCAACCUCAAAGGGGGAGGGGUCUUGUGCAGGGGGAGGAGUUCCAGGCACGAGCGGUGGAAGAUGGCAAGAGAGAAAGUGGUUAAAGUCGAGAAGGUUUGAGUUGAGCGUGGUUGCAAAGGGCAAGAUGGCGUCUCUGGGAAAGGUCAGAGGUUGGGGGGAGAAGGGUGGGCAGAGUAGCCAAUCCAGAGAGAAGCAAAGGCACCGCUUACGGGAAUUUGCACGUGCCUUAAGGAAAGUGGAGCGUGGCCGUGCCGGAACGGCUAUCCGGUUGGGGAAAAGUAGAGCCAGAGGGUACAUGCACCGCAACAUUGCUCCCCGCUCGUUUUUUUUCCCGGUUUGAGUUUCCCUCUCUUCUCCAAAGGAACCUUAGAACUGCAAGGGUCCUCCAAAGUAAUCUAGUCCACCCCUCACGCCCAAAUCAUCCGGCCUCAGUUUGAAGAUCUCCAAGGAAGGGUCUUCGCUGGCCACCUCAGGAAGGGCUAUUUUUUCUUCCGCGUGGACGUCUUCACGAUCGAGGCCGGGCUCUCCCUGCUCCCACCUCUUGAGGACUAGAAAGUUAAGAGAAUGUUUUAAGAAAAGUACAGGCUAAGCUGCCUCUCUGGGACACAUCUGCCCUCCAGAUGGAUGGAGGGGGUCACCAUCCUGCAGAAGGGCUCCUCUCUUUUUGAACAUGCCAGAAAAUUGGAAAAAGGUUGGUUCUUCCAAGCAGACGGCAAGAAGCCAUGAUUAGUUUCCAGAUUUGUAAACCGGUUAAAGAAGCUGUUUAGUCCUAGGAGAGCUGCCCCCUCUUUCUCCUGGGUCGCUAAAUUUAUUUCUUAUUUCGUUUAUUCGAAUUUGAUGGCUACCCCUCAGAACGUCUCCGGGCGGCUGUAAGAAUAAAUAGUUAAUUUUGUCUAUUCACAACUACCUCCUUCCCAAUCCAGGCUUAGGGGUACUCUGUGUAUCUCUGCAAAACCUGCUUCAGGGAUUGCGUGUCGGUGUUGUGCACACCCGGAUCCGGAAGUGCAUCGUGUUAGGGUAAAAUUAGGAGAUGCUCACUGCUCACAAUGCACUGGGGCAUCCACAGAGACCCCUCCCCAAAAAAAGACAAGAUGGCAGCCAGCACUUGCAAUCCCAGCCCUGCGGUGCAGUACGAAAAGGGGCGGGGCUCCAACUGCAGGAUUGUGGCAGCCAUUUUGACUCUUUUGACCCAAAUGGCAGACGUCCCUGAAUUCAACAACGGGCCUCUCCGUCCUCCGAUGGUUCACCAGCUCUAUCCCUUGUCUGUACGGUUCUCAUCAGGAGCUGGCAGGGUGUGAUCAAAAUGUCAAGAUGGCGGCUGCCACGGCAGGAUCAAACCACUGCCCGUUUUUUUAUCACUAGUGAUCAACCGUUGUGGCCCUCACCAUCAUCAUUUUGAUUCUACCCUGCAGAAUUCCACUGCUUCCUGCAGAUUUCCCCAAUAAAAUGCGUUCAGCAGCACGCUAGUCCUCCGCAAGGCACUCCCAAACUGCUCCUGAAGCCUGAAAUGUUGGUAUCCCAGGCACAAAUACAAUAUUUUUCAACCUUGGUGACUUUCAGAUGGGUGGACUUCAACUCCCAGAAUUCCCAGUCAGCAUGGCUGGCUGGGGAAUUCUGGGAGCUGAAGUCCACCCCUCUUAAAGCAGGCUGGUUGGGG
This is a messenger RNA of Crotalus tigris (Tiger rattlesnake), 7274 nucleotides long. It is a transcript of the gene SPECC1, whose product is annotated as sperm antigen with calponin homology and coiled-coil domains 1. The record is from RefSeq and is a predicted model, not a curated record. The transcript has 15 exons. The coding region runs from base 462 to 3566 and encodes 1034 amino acids. Gene Ontology annotation, cellular component: filamentous actin; microtubule organizing center. Gene Ontology annotation, molecular function: protein binding. Gene Ontology annotation, biological process: actin cytoskeleton organization. NCBI's taxonomy places the organism in Eukaryota, Metazoa, Chordata, Lepidosauria, Squamata, Viperidae.